AUGUCAUUCGAAUGUAACAAUGGGCUGUGUCUUUUAUUGACUAUUGAUAUAUUGACUAUAUUGAUAUUUACAUUUGUUCAUAUUAUCUCAGACGUUCUUGUCCUGCUGUUAUCUGAUGUUUUGCUGCUGUUACUGGAGAAAGAUCAGCGACUUUCAUUUCCCUCUCUAGACAAGCAGCCUGCGGUCAUCUCGCUUCGGAAGCUCAUCGUCCGUGAGGCGGCUCACAACGAAAAGACUCUGUUACUGAUCACAGCCUCCUCCGACACUCCAGAGAUGUACGAGUUUCGCACUUCCUCUAGAGAGGUGCGCAAGGCUUGGGCAGACCAAAUCUGGAAAGCUGUGGAGUGCUGUCCAGAAGAAGAGGAGGAGGAACCAGAAGAACUCUCUGAGAGAAUCAGGGACUUUGCACAGGAUCUGUACAUGAGGGAUGCUGUUAUAGAGCACUGCCUCAAAGAGAAGCACCGGUUGUUUGUCAGCAUCGUGACGGGUUUUGAAGAGCACUCAUCAUCUGAGGGCCGUCUGCUGUGUGGUAAUGCAGUGGAGCCCCAGCAGGGGGAGCAACUCCUCUCUGGAGCCCUGAAGGAUGUGGGGCUUUUACAGCAGUUGCUGUUAGAACGUGAGAUGGACCGAUGUUCAUCCACUAGAGAGGGAGUGGAUCUGAUGCCACUGCCCAAGAGACCCGCUAGCUUUACAGGUUUUGAUGGUGAUGCCUACAUGCCACAAGAAAAUGGUGCUGGGAGUUUAGAGAAGAGAAUAAGAGACAGAAACCAGCGAGGUAACUCAGAUCCUCAGCUCAGAGAGCUUUAUCCUGGAGAGAGUCUGGAGCUGUCGGCGGAUGAGGAGAUGAAUCUACAGAGCAGGACAGUCAGUUUUCCUAAAGCAGAGCUUUAUGAAACUGUAACUAGUCUAUCACAGAAGCUUUGCAGCCUACAGUCUGUCGUGUCGCAGUUAGAAAGCCACAUCGAAGUGCAACGCACCAUUAUCGAGGAGCUGAUGUCCCGGCCCCGGAGCAAUACUCUCCUGGAACAGGAAAAACAACGAAACUGGGAAAAGCAGCGGGAAGAGCUGGCCAACUUCCAGCGACUGCAGAGUCAGCACAGGCAGGAGCAGAUGCAAUGGGAACAGGAGCGAGAGAUGCAGAGGAUUCAGACAGAGAAUGGAGAGAAAGAGCUGAGAGAGAGAGAACUGGUGUGCAACAAGCAGGAGAUUCAGCUGGCGGAGGAGAGACAAGAGCUGGACACAUGCAGAGAGCAAUACCAGCAGGAUCUGGAGAGACUUCGAGACUCCAUGCGUGCUGUAGAGAAGGAGAAAGAAAAGCUGGAACAGAUGCAGAAGAAGUUCAAGAAGAAUGAGAAUGUGUCCAACACUGGAAACUUUACUCUGGAGAAUGAACAGAUCCAGAUACCUCUUCCAUACCCCAAACUGAAUGUAGUUUCUUCCGGUUUUGAGGAGAGGGCACCCCUGGUACCACCACGUAGAGAGAGCAUCACUACCCUGCCUGUCAAGACAGAACCAGUGCCCAUCCACCUCAUCAGCACCACCAACCAAACAUACAAAGGCAAUUCCGUCCAACAGCAGAUCCCCACAAAACUGGCCGCACAGCCGAAAGGCAAAGACAAACACAGCAAGCACAGGAACUCACACCAGCGCACCCACAGUGCAGCUGGCAUAGAGGUCUCUCAAGUCCUACCCAUCAAAGUUACUGGAAAAGAAGGAGGCAGUUUAAGAGCCACGGGAUGCAGCAGUCCCCAUCGGCUCCAUCCAGAUAUGUUUAUUCAUCCAGAGAAGUUGUCCAGCUCUGUGUCCUCUCAUUCAAACACGAGCAGGAAGCCUCACAACACAAACACAACACAGCCAGGACACCGUAAAGCCAAAGAUCAUGAAAAUACAGAUGACAUUUUAUUCUUCUAGUGUCUCUUGUGUUUCAGAUGGACAGUGAUCACUGUUUCACUAACAUGAUCUGAACAGUCAUGUUAUGAGAUACUGCAUAACAUACAUUUAACAAGUAAUGAAAUCAUUCAGAUUUUAAUCAUAGUUGUGAAAUGUUUUGUUUUAAUUGUGAUUUUAAUCAUUUUUAAUUGAAGAAAAAACUAAGUAUAGUUGAAAAAAAUGUGGAAGAACUGUUUUAAUCUCUGUUAACCCUUUACAGACAUAUUAGCAGAGUGUAAGGCGUGAAAUCAUUGCUGAAAGGACAGUCAGGAGUUAUUGUACAAUUAAAAUCUCUUCAGUGAUUCAUUACAGAACAUUUUGUGUCUUAUUAAAUGAUCAUUCAUGUAAAUAUCUGUUUUAUUGGCUAUUUAUUGUGAUUCACAUUCAGGGAUAUUUGACUCCAGAAGCAUUACACCAGAAAGUCUUAAUGUUCUCAUUGACUCUUUGCUGGACUGUGAUGUUAUCAGGACAUUAAUAACAAUGUUUCAUAUUAAUACUGUACAAUUAUGUUGAAAUGUCAAUUUAUUCGUUUUAUCUCCAGUUUCCAGAUGAUUUUAAUGGAUAUUUUGCUCCUGUCAAUUGGAAAAUAAUGUUUAUGAAGAAAAUAUUUUGUUUAUGAAAAAGCCUUGUUUUCAUAUCUGGAAAUAAAGCUGAUACUAGUGAAAGUUAAGAAUGUAUUUUUAUGAAUUUUCUUAAUAUUUGUCACAAUUCUGUUAAAACAUGUUUUGAAUAUUUCAUCUGCAUCUGAUGCUGUCUUAAAAUGAACCUGUACAUAGUAAAUAUUUCAUUGCAGAUUUUGCUGUUUUGUUCUUGUGUGGAAGAAGUAA
This is a messenger RNA of Triplophysa rosa, 2756 nucleotides long. RefSeq names its product rho guanine nucleotide exchange factor 18-like. The transcript is spliced from 13 exons. The record is from RefSeq and is a predicted model, not a curated record. NCBI's taxonomy places the organism in Eukaryota, Metazoa, Chordata, Actinopteri, Cypriniformes, Nemacheilidae. Bases 1 to 1911 code for a protein of 636 amino acids.